This is a messenger RNA of Arctia plantaginis, 930 nucleotides long. The record is from the annotation of a GenBank genome assembly. NCBI's taxonomy places the organism in Eukaryota, Metazoa, Arthropoda, Insecta, Lepidoptera, Erebidae.
AUGGAACUACAGUACGGUGCCGAUGGAACCCCAUUUGUGAUGUGGGGGGAGAAUAGAAUACAAUUGGAAGUAAAACUAAACUGUGAGGAGGUAGUUUUGAGAGAAAAAGCCAAAAAGGAAUUGAGGGAAACGCCCGAGAUAGUCGAACAGGCUCUUCGGGAGUUUCGAAAACUUUUAAAAAACAAUACGUCCCUUUAUGUUCCAAUAGAAAAAGAUGAGUUCCUGAUGAAGUUCCUGCGACCUUGUAAAUUUUAUCCUGAAAGUGCUCUCAAAAAGAUAGAAGCAUAUUAUGAGUUCAAACAAGCAAACCCUGACUAUUGCCAUGAUCUUCUCCCGUCAGUCAUUCGCUCACCUUACCAACAUUCAAUCGUAUCUAUUCUGGCACCAAGGGAUCAACACGGCCGUCGUAUUGUAUUAGUCGAAUCUGGAGAGAGAUGGAAUCCUCAAGACGUGCCCCUCACAGACGUGUUCCGUGGUAUUCAAAUGGGAUUGGAAAGUGCAAUGGUGGAACCUCAAACACAGAUCUGCGGUAUCAUAAGCAUCUUUGACAUGAAGGGUCUUUCCUUCAAACAUAUAAUGCAGUUCACGCCUUCAUAUGCGAAGAUGGUUCUUGAAUGGAUUCAGGAAUGCGUACCAAUAAGAGUGAAAGCAGUUCACGUGAUUAAUCAGCCUUACAUUUUCAACAUGCUGUUUGCCAUCUUCAAACCGUUCAUGAGGGAGAAGUUACGUUCGCGAGUCUAUUUCCACGGUACAAAUAUGGAGUCUUUGAUGAAGCAUGUUGAUCCCAAAGUGCUGAGAAAACGGCAUGGGGGACUAUUGCCGGAUCCUGAAAUUAGUGGAGACGUUCUGUGGAAAAUGCUACAUCAUUACGAGGAAGACUUUAAAUUGGCGGACUCCUACGGCUACACCAAGAUCAAUAACAAUAAAUAA